Molecule: messenger RNA, 678 nt
Organism: Saprolegnia parasitica CBS 223.65
Lineage: Eukaryota; Oomycota; Saprolegniomycetes; Saprolegniales; Saprolegniaceae
Exons: 2
Coding region: 1-678 (225 amino acids)
Source: RefSeq, a predicted model, not a curated record
AUGUCCGUCAUAAAGCUCUACGAAGCUGUCCUGGAUGAGCUCGCAACUCCUCAUGAGCAUGGCUUCACACACCACGCGGACGCCUUUACGCACCCAGAGCUGUCUAUCGACGGCCUGGACGAGCUGCUGACGUGGCCGCUCAGCGACGCCCAAGCGGCGACGCUCGCCGCGCUCUACGGCCACGACGCGACGACUACGGUCGUGCCAUGCGAAGCGAUCUCGGUCGACUCCGAGCCGGUGCAUCUAUACGCACCAGACUCGUAUUACGAAGCGGUCCAGGACAAGCUGGCGCCGAGCGAGUGGCAUGGCCGUCAUGAGCUCGCGCACCUCGUCAUUCACGCUGCUGGUAGCACCGACACGAGCAGCUUCUUGCAGCCAUGCGUCGAGGACGGCCAUGUGUUUGGUCGGCUCAUUGUGCUUUUACCGUCGUACUGCGUCGGCGGCCACGUCUCGCUCACGUACACCGACGAGGACGAGGCAUGGGCCGUGGCCACGGCCGCGCGGCCGCCGACCGGCCUCUCUUUUGCCGCAUCUGCCUCGUUCCUCUCGACGACCGUGGCAUCGGGCCCCAUCGAUGACGGACGGCGCGUCGCGCUCGUGUACCAUCUCAUGAACGAGCAUCCGACGCCGGACGACCUUUUCGCCGCGGCGCCGCCCAACAUAGCAAUCCUUUUUUGA